Zalophus californianus (California sea lion) is the source of this 1302-nucleotide messenger RNA. RefSeq names its product 60S ribosomal protein L10-like. Gene Ontology annotation, molecular function: structural constituent of ribosome. Bases 1 to 735 code for a protein of 244 amino acids. The transcript has 3 exons. Gene Ontology annotation, cellular component: cytosolic large ribosomal subunit; ribosome. NCBI's taxonomy places the organism in Eukaryota, Metazoa, Chordata, Mammalia, Carnivora, Otariidae. The record is from RefSeq and is a predicted model, not a curated record. Gene Ontology annotation, biological process: ribosomal large subunit assembly; translation.
AUGUGGAAAACAGAAGAAGACUUUAAAGAAUCUAAACAGCAAAAGAGGAAGAGAAAUCUAAACAAGAGAUAUUCCUUGGAUAUAUUGGCUGAAGUUAUUAUCCCUAUCUGCUUAUUCAUUGCCAUCAGAAGGACAACCACUGUUUGCCAUCUUUCAGUUUCAAGGGAAGGCCUCUUUGUCUGGAAAGUCUUUGACCUGGGGCAGAAGAAAGCAAAAGUAGAUGAGUUCUCACUGUGUGGCUCCAUGGUGUCCGAUGAAUAUGAGCAUCUCUCCUCUGAAGCCCUGGAGGCUGCACAUACUUGUGCCAAAAUGUACAUGGUGAAAAGCUGUGGCAAAGAUGGUUUUCCCAUCAGAGUGCAGUUCCACCCCUUCCACGGCAUCCUUAUCUACAAGAUGUUGUCCUGUACUGGAGCUCACGGGCUCUCAACAGGUAUGCGGGGUGCCUUUGGCAAGCCCUACGGCACCGGGGCCAGGGUCCACAUUGGCCAAGUCAUCAUGUCCAUCUGUACCAAGGUGCAAAACAAGGAGCAUGUGACUGAGGCUCUGUAUAGGGCCAAGUUCAAGUUCCCUGGCUGCCAGAAGAUCCACAUUUCCAAGAAGCAGGGCUUCACUAAAUUUAAUGCAGACAAAUUUGAAGACAUGGUGGCUGAAAAGUGCCUCAUCCCAGAUGGCUGUGGGGUCAGAUACAUCCCUAAUUGUGGCCCCAUGGACAAAUGGCAGGCUCUGCCCUCAUGAGAACCUCAGUACUGCCUCCUCCUUAUUCAUGCCCACCAACAAAUCCUACUUUUGUCGAAAAAAAACCCAAACAAACCUGAAAACAAAUCAUCCAAGCAUCCAUUUCCACAAGUUAAAAAAAUUAAGCCGAGGGAGAACAAAAAGAAACAAAUAAAAAUAAAAACAGAUCUCAAUAAAACAUAAAACAAACAUGUGCUAGAGAAAAUAAAUCUAAAAGGGGAUUUUAAAAGACUAAUAAAUUUCAUAAAUCCCUGGGAAGACAGAUCAAGAAAAAAAGAAAAUGCACAAAAUACCAAUAUCAAGAAUGAUUUUUAUAAAAUCGGGCUUAACUAUUGGUCCCAUAGUUAAGAAAAUGAAAACAAAAGGAUAUAACAAUUUUGGGGUGAUAAUUUCAAUGAAAUGGUGAAAUGACUUAAAAAGCCAUAAUUUACCAAAAUGCCAAAAGAAGAAAUAUAAAAUGCAAAUAGUUUAUUUACUAUCUAGUAAAUAAAUUGAAUCUGUAACUAAAAUCCUUUGAGAGAAAUUUCCAUGCCUGUCUAUUUUAUUACUCAAUUCCUCCAAACAUUU